UCAAAGUGUUGUCGACAUGGCCAUCCCACUGAUAUUAACCUAGAAACUUUAUGGGAAGCAAAUUUAGAAAAUCUAGCUACAAAGACGCCCUCUCUGCUUUCAUUUGUAAACGAAUCGAACGAUAUGAUGAAGGACGUCUUUUUAGGAGACGAGAAUAGGUGUUUUAUUUGUCUUGAAAAUUACAAUGAUCAUCAAAAUCAACCAAUUAUAAUGCCCUGUGGUCAUAUCGUGUGCAACACGUGCCUCAUUCAGUUAGCAAAGACAUUCCAAUACGAAGAAUUAAAAUGUCCUCUAGAUAAUAAAAUACAUAAGGUUAAAAGAAGCGAGAGGAGAGGACAUCAAGUCCAAGCCAGUAUCCUUUCUCAAAGAAGUUCAGCGGUUCGAGAAGCAAUUCCGGUUGAAGAAGUGGCCAAUUUCAUGUCUAUGGGUUCAUCUUCAAGCUUUAACGGAGAAGCCGUGCCCCCUUCCAGACAAAACGUGACAGAUGAAAGAGGGAUAUUUGUCACUGACGUGCCUCCGACUCAACUUGUGACAGCUGAUGUCCACGAUGACAAUGGGUUAAAUGUAUACUCUAUAAAUCAAUUAUUUCCCAAUAUGCCUUUAUCAACCUCAAGAGUUUUUGCUCAUGAUGCUGCUAAAAAUCAACACAGCAGAAAUAGCCAUUUCAUGCCAGGAAUCCCAAAACAUUCUUCAUCCGGAAAUAUUCGUGUAAAUAUAAGCAAUCAGAAUCAUGCAAUUAAUGUUUUAAAUUCCUCUAUGUGUUACAAUGAUGAUUGGAUACUAGAGCCUGAGCCAGACUAUCCUAGUGAUUCAAGUGAAAAUGAAAAUAUGUCCCAUGGGUGCUAGAGUAAAAUUAAUGUUUUUUUGUACAAACAUGAGAGUCUAAAGCUUAGUACAGACGUAUGCACGUAAGCGUAAAAAGGCAUAUAAGACAUAAAUAUUAUACAAAGAAGUUUUAAAUCGAUUUUUCUUUAAAAAAUAGUAUCCGUGACAUGUAAUAUGCU
Saccostrea cuccullata (small rock oyster) is the source of this 1004-nucleotide messenger RNA. RefSeq lists its product as uncharacterized. NCBI's taxonomy places the organism in Eukaryota, Metazoa, Mollusca, Bivalvia, Ostreida, Ostreidae. The coding region runs from base 124 to 846 and encodes 240 amino acids. The record is from RefSeq and is a predicted model, not a curated record. The transcript is spliced from 3 exons.